AUGGCUGAGACGGAGAAAACGGAAGCGUUUGCCGUUUUAAUUGUUGAAAAGAAAAAUUGGAAUGCCCGAUAUAAAUCACUGGUCAUUGAUCAUGUCGUCAACGAUAAUCAUCAUGAUUUUUUAGAGACUGUCGUUGCUUUACCAUGUAAUCUGUCGAUUGAAACAUCGGUAGUUGAUCAUUUAAAAACAUUAAAACAACCAGAAAUCUUUUCCGUUCUACACAUGCGAGCACGUAAAAAUACAACAAAGUUUCAUGUACAAACAUUAAUCUGCCUAAUGUGCGUUGAUAUCAAUAAAUUACAACAACCCGAUGAAAUUACAUCAUCCUAUCAACACUACCUGUCGAAAACAAUGCAACGACAAUUUCAGAUUUAUGAGGAAAUUAAAUUAACAGAUAUUAUGGUUCGUUUAAAAGUUUUUAUUCAAAAUGAACAAAUUAAAUCACAAGUGGUUGAACAAGACGGUCUGUCUGUGUUAACAACAUGUGCUAACGAUUCUAAAUUUGAUAUGGUAGCUGUUCAACUUCCAUCAUUAGAAGUUAUCUGGGCAAUUGUCUUCAGUUUGCCUGCUGCUCAAUUGCUACGUGAAAAUCUUCUAUUUCUCGAUUAUAUCGACGAAAGCGAAAGAUCAUCCAUUGGUAUUACCGGCUCAAGGAAUCCAGUUUCAGCUACGGGAACGUCAUGUCCACGAAGAUCCAAAGAAAGUGCAAGUACUAUUCAAAGGGAACAGUUUCGGUGUUCCAAAUGA
Didymodactylos carnosus is the source of this 747-nucleotide messenger RNA. The record is from the annotation of a GenBank genome assembly. NCBI's taxonomy places the organism in Eukaryota, Metazoa, Rotifera, Eurotatoria, Philodinida, Philodinidae.